Molecule: messenger RNA, 288 nt
Organism: Penicillium antarcticum
Lineage: Eukaryota; Fungi; Ascomycota; Eurotiomycetes; Eurotiales; Aspergillaceae
Exons: 3
Coding region: 1-288 (95 amino acids)
Source: RefSeq, a predicted model, not a curated record
AUGCUACCUACAACCACCACCGAGCCUACAACCACCACCGAGCCUACAACCACCACCGAGGCCGCGCCCAGCAACUGCCCCAUUAUCCCCGGCAUUGCAGACAACUACGAUGGUUUCUAUAAAGUAUCAUUCGGCGAUCAGUGCGGCACCAUUGCCACCAAGUGCAGAGUUGAAGAGCUGGAACAGCCAGGACAACGACAAGAUAUCAACGAUGAAGACGUGGCUCAUGUUUAUCUCACCUUUGCAGGCCUUAACAGCGAUUUCAAAAUCAAGUUUGAUGACGCCUAG